AAACAAUAAGAACCACCUGCAACAUAAAAAACGAUUCAUCAAAAUGGCGGUACCUCUAGCCUCACGAAAGUGCGAUUUGCUUUAUCUUUUGUUCUUUGCAAUUCACAUUCCAAUCAUGUUCCUUGUCGACUUGGCCCCAUUUUAUCCUGAUUCUUUCAGACCGCAAGUUAUUACAGCCAUCCGAGAGUGGUACAUAAAGACCUAUCGUGACCAAUUCUUUUCAUCUCCACCUGCAUGGUUCAACGCAUAUCUUUUGCUCGAAGCCCUUUAUCAUUUGCCCUUGAGCAUAUGGGCUAUCGGGGCCCUCAAACGAGAUGACCCUAAAAUUCCUCUCCAUCUGCUGAUAUUUGCCCUGGAGGCUGGCAUGACCACUAUGACUUGCAUAGCGGACUAUUUGAGCUGGGAUAUUUCGCGUCAGGAGAAGAUUGAUUUGGGAUUUCUUUACGUGCCGUAUUUGGCAUUAGCUGUCUUCAUGGGCAUUGAUAUGUUUUGCCGGCUCAAUUCCCAAAUAAACAGCCGUGUGCAAAAGGACAAGAAGCAGGUGUAGAAUAUAAAGGCUACGGAUUAAGUAUCGUGUCGAGGAAGGGAAAGCAUAAUACCUAGGUAGGUAGCUAGAUGAUUGUAUGAAAACUGGAAUAGAUGCGGAAGGCAUUAGUUUGCGGAGCGUAGAAAGGGAAGGAGAAUUGUGUGUAGAGAGGUUCGUGAGGAUUUGAACAUAUUCAUAACUCGCAUUGCGUCGACAGCACAUGUUUUGGUGAAAUAAUCCAUGUUUUGGGCUAUCGUUGCAGGUGCUUGUUGGCGGUGGGGUUCGAGUGACGAUCAGAGCUCUAUCAACACUAGUGACAGUGGCUGGCC
Messenger RNA from Xylona heveae TC161, 855 nucleotides. RefSeq lists its product as hypothetical. The transcript is spliced from 5 exons. NCBI's taxonomy places the organism in Eukaryota, Fungi, Ascomycota, Xylonomycetes, Xylonales, Xylonaceae. The record is from RefSeq and is a predicted model, not a curated record. Gene Ontology annotation, cellular component: endoplasmic reticulum. The coding region runs from base 44 to 547 and encodes 167 amino acids.